GCAGAUGGCAGUAGCGCGCCGUGGAUUGUUAUUGCAGGCGUCCUAAGAAAUCCGUAGAAGAAGAAAAUACAACUCGCAUGUGUUGAAGGCCAUGCGCAUUGGACUGCCAGCUUCAGAGACGCUGCAAGGUGGAUUCUUAAAAGCUUUGGUUUUGACGGUGUUGUUCAGCGUGUUUAUGUUCCAGUUGUUGAGGACUGUUGGACUAAGGGCGUUCUCCAUGGCAUCUGAGACCUACUUGUCGGGCACUCACUCUGCAGCUUUCGUCACCUGUCCUAAUGACACUGUUGCUAGAGACCUGGCCAGAGGUAUUGUGGAAAAGAAACUAGCUGCUUGUGUCAAUAUUGUGCCAGCAAUCAAAUCAAUAUAUGAGUGGCAGGGAAAAAUUGAGGAGGAUAAUGAGGUUCUUCUGAUGAUCAAAACAAGAAGUUCCAAGGUGUCUGCUCUUGCUGAAUAUGUACGCUCCAACCACCCCUAUGAAGUGGCAGAAGUCAUCAGUCUGCCUAUUGAACAGGGAAACCCACCUUACCUCAAAUGGAUCGGAGACGUUGUGCCUGAAUGAGUUGGACUGAGAAACAAUUGAUUGAUAGAAAUAUGAAAGAAUAGAAUUAUGUUUUGUUUUAAACUGUAGAACAUAUCCACUGCUUUAAUUUAAAUUGGGCUGCUGAACUGAAGAUGCAAAGACAAAGUUUCUGAUCGAUCCUUCCAGUUUUUACCACCAGAGGGCAACAUAAAACUGCCUUUUCAAAAGUACAUUUUUGGGUUUCAAUUUGUUUAAUGUUUAAAUUAGCUCCCAGUGUUUCUCUUUAGGGACUUGUACUUUUUUACGGUCACAAAAUAAAAAUAAAUAAUAUAUUUUUGGAGGCCCAUUCAUCUUGAAACCAUGUGGCAACAGUUAAGUCCUGUGAUGGAAAGUGAUAUUUUGUAACAUUAAAGUUUCACUUAACAUUUAUUUAGCUCACUGUCAACACAUACAAUUUUUUUUUGACACAAACUGAAUUAAAAGAUUUUUUUUUACAACAAAAAGUAUUUGAUGGAAAAUUUAUCCCAUUGAAUACUUUCCUGGAUAUACUUCAUAUCUAUAAAAAACAUCAAUUUAGAAAUGUAGAAUUGACAAAACAUGACAAAAUACACCAGUAAUACAUCAGUGUAAUUCACCUUAUUAAAUGGAUGCAAACUUAUGUCACAUUUUUUAAAAAUAUAUAAGCAGCCAUCUCAUAUUCACAUAUUUAAUUGUGUUUCCAAUGUUUUUGAGGAAAAUAAAAGGGUUGUAUUUAUGUCCAGUUUAACGGUCAAAUGCCUGUGUGGAGAGGUAGAGUCUGCCAACGGGCAAAGUUUAUCAAUGAAAACAUGAAUGUCUUUAUUAAACCAAAAUGGAAACACAA
Molecule: messenger RNA, 1382 nt
Organism: Oryzias latipes (Japanese medaka)
Lineage: Eukaryota; Metazoa; Chordata; Actinopteri; Beloniformes; Adrianichthyidae
Product: protein CutA homolog
Biological process (GO): response to metal ion
Molecular function (GO): copper ion binding
Source: RefSeq, a predicted model, not a curated record